AUGGCUGGGGGAAGGAACAGCACAAUCACGAUGUUCAUUCUCUUGGGAUUCUCUGAAUUUCCAAAACUCACCGUUGUCCUCUUUUCGGUAUUCCUAGGGAUCUAUCUCAUGACGGUGUCCUGGAACGUGGGUCUCCUCUCCCUCAUCAGGAUGGACUCCCAUCUGCACACACCUAUGUACUUCUUCCUCAGUAACCUGUCUUUACUGGACAUCUGCUAUGUUUCCACUAUAUCUCCCAGGAUGCUGGCAGACUUCUUCCAGAAGCAGAAAUCCAUCUCCUUUGUGGGGUGCACCAUGCAGUACUUCUUCUUCUCCAGCCUGGGCCUGACCGAGUGCUGCCUCCUGGCAGCCAUGGCCUAUGAUCGAUAUGCUGCCAUCUGCAAUCCUCUGCUCUACACUGCCAUCAUGUCCCCCACCCUCUGUGUGCAGAUGGUCGCAGGAUCUUGUAUCACCGGGUUCCUUGGCUCAUUUAUCCAACUGUGUGCCUUACUUCAGCUCCAUUUCUGUGGGCCAAACGUCAUCAACCACUUCUUCUGUGAUCUCCCCCAACUGCUGAUCCUGUCCUGCUCUGAUACCUUUUUCUUUCAAAUCAUGACCUCCGUGCUCACAGUGAUCUUUGGACUCGCAUCUGUCCUGAUUAUCAUGAUAUCCUAUGGUUAUAUCGUUGCCACCAUUUUGAGGAUCACUUCAGCUGAAGGCAGGACCAAGGCCUUCAACACCUGCACUUCUCACCUGAUGGCAGUGACCCUCUUCUUUGGCUCAGGUAUCUUUGUUUAUAUGUAUCCAAACUCUGUUGAUUCCCUGAGUCAAAACAAGUUGGCAUCAGUCUUAUACACUGUUAUCAUCCCCAUGUUAAAUCCACUGAUCUACAGCCUGAGGAACAAGGAAAUCAAAGAUGCCCUAAGCAGGUGGGAGAAAAGAAUCUUCUCCUGGUGUUGCUAA
Manis javanica (Malayan pangolin) is the source of this 942-nucleotide messenger RNA. RefSeq names its product olfactory receptor 5AN6-like. The record is from RefSeq and is a predicted model, not a curated record. Gene Ontology annotation, cellular component: membrane. Gene Ontology annotation, molecular function: G protein-coupled receptor activity; olfactory receptor activity. Gene Ontology annotation, biological process: G protein-coupled receptor signaling pathway. NCBI's taxonomy places the organism in Eukaryota, Metazoa, Chordata, Mammalia, Pholidota, Manidae.